GUUUCAAGGAUGAAACACACCAAAGUCAAUGAAAGGAGCUACAGCAACAUUGAUAUCUUGUGGAUAAAAAGAUACAAUGGUACAGAUGUAUGUCUUUUUUUACAGUUGAACAACAUUCCAACUGUCAUAAAAACAGGAACUUGAUAUUGUAUCUGCAAAGAAAGAGCCCUGUCAGUUAAGGAAUAAGUGGCACUGAUAAUUAUUUUACUGGAAUUGAUUGCCUGUCGUUUAAGUAAGGCCAUGAAUCAUUGCCUUAUUUUGAACUGUUCACACUUGUGAUGAAUUUAAACACAUUUGGAUUCGUCCUUCAAUGAAAAAGAUAAAACAGUGUGUAAGCACGCUUUACAACCAACAUUUUCAACCAUACAGCGUAAUGUGUUCAUAAAGAAGAAACUUAUUGAAACUAUCAACAAUUUAUACAUGACAGGAAGAAAGACCUCUGCAAAAAUCGCUGGUGUGAAGGAAGUCAAAAUAAAUAUGUUGGCUGAAGAAAGGGGUUUGACAUUAGAAAUGACCAAGCCAUCGACAGAGCCACCCGCUCAUGAUGACAACUUCAGUGGAGCCGUAUGUCAUAUGCGAGACAGUCCUUUUAGAAUAUUAAAGGUCGCCAAAUCUGGUAAUAUUGAAGCAUUUGAACGUCUUUUCUAUGAAGAUGAGUCGCGAUUGUUUCUCAAAGAUGCCAAAGGGCAGACAGUUAUGCACCACGCAGCCUCCAAGGACAGGAUUGUUAUUAUGGACUUCAUCUUGGACCAUGGCGGAGAUAUUAAUGCCAAGGAUUGUAAGGGAAACACACCUCUCCACGUCGCUGUCGAGCUGACAGCGACGGCCAGUAUUGACUACCUUAUCUACCAUGGCGCCGACACUACCAUCCUGAACGCUGAUCUCAUGGCACCCAUUCACUAUGCCGUAGACCUGGGGAACGUGGCAUCGUUAAAGGCUCUGAUUAGCCAUCCGGAAGUGGACAUCGCUUUGGGUGGGGAAAACGACGGUACUGCCCUCCACUAUGCUGCCGCCAAGGACGACGAGAAAUGUGUGGAAUUGCUGUUAGAGCACAAGGCCCCGCUGUGCAAACACGACAGCAUCGGACUGUACCCUAUCCAUGUGGCAGUGAAAAAUGCGUCAGCCAAGUCUGUGGACGUGCUUGUGGAACAUGCUGAGAAGAACGGUUACACCCGGUCGCAGUUGAUGUCUUUUAUGGACAAAAAGAAGAACAUGGCGCUCCACUCUGCCGUUAAUGCGGCAAAUCUUAAGGCCGUGCAGGUGUGUCUGGCUGCGGGUGCUGACAUUGAUGCCCAACAGGAAGACAAAUCCACUCCCAUCCACCUCGCAUGUGCCCAGGGUGCUAUGGAUAUGGUGAAGCUGAUGUUUGAGAAACAACCAGAAAAGAAGCACAUAUGUAUCAAGGCCAAGGACGUCAACGGAAUGACGCCACUCCACAAGGCGGCCAUGUUUGAUCAUUUUGAACUUGCAAAAUACCUAGUAGAAGAGGGUGCCUGGGUGGAUGAGUCAGACAAGGAUGACAGGUCGCCAUUGCUGCUGGCUGCCUCGAGGUACUCGUGGCGCACCGCCGUGUUACUUCUGGAGAAGAAAGCGAAAAUAACCCUAAAAGAUAAAGAUAACAGAAAUUUCCUCCAUCUCGCAAUAGCUAAUGGCGCAAGACUGGAGGACUUCCCUUGCCAAUCUGUCAUGUGUUCGACAGACCUGAAAAUGCUAUUGAACGAUAAGGACGAGCUCGGCUGCACUCCUCUACACUAUGCCUCCAAGGAGGGUCAUCUGGCCUCUCUGGGCAGCCUGCUACAGCACGGGGCCUCCGUGAUUGUGAAAAAUAACCAAAAGGAAUCGGCCUUGCAUUUUGCAGCAAAGUAUGGGCGAUUCAAUACUUGUCUUCAACUACUGAACAGUCCUGAGGGUCACAACAUCAUCAACGAAACAGACCAAUAUGGGAAGACAGCGCUCCAUGUAGCUUGCUGUAGUGGCCACACCAAAGUUGUGCAGCUUCUUCUACAGAAGGGAGCGCUUGUAUCGGGAUGUCAUAUGGGGUUUACACCUCUCCAUCUUGCGGCCAAAAAUGGGUAUACACAAACCAUGAAGCUGUUACUUGGCAUGCACUCACAUCUAUUAAACUUGCCCAACUCAGAAGGGAAUACCGUCCUACAUAUUGCCGCUUUGUACGGCCAGCCUGCUGCGGUAAGCCUAUUGUUGACCGAAGAGGCGGACAUCACUCACAGAAAUAACGACGACAUGACUUUCUUCGAUGUGGCCAUUGCUAAUAAGCAAAAGGAAGUGGCGCACGCUAUUGUAACACACAAAAGAUGGCAUGAUUGUAUGCACCUUCGUUCAGAAUACCAUGGCUGCCCUGGCAUGGGGAUGAUUAUCAACUUACCAGAUAUAUUUGAAGUCGUUUUAAACCAGUGCGUUACCCCAGUUGGCAAAGAUAUCAAAUCUAAAGAGUUUCACAAACACUACGACUUUAGCUAUCUGCAGCUACCGAUGGACUAUGUAAAGAAACUGAGAGAAAACGGAACCAGCUACACACCACUUAUGUCUCUAAAUAUGAUGGUAAAGCACAAUCGUGUUGGGCUCCUGUCACAUCCACUGUGCUUGCAGUACUUGAGCAUGAAAUGGCAGGCAUAUGGAGGUUGGAUACACAUGUUUGUGCUGUUCCUUUACAUCCUCUUCCUUGCGGCUUUGACGUCACACGUCACGUACAUUCGCCCAAUGGAUCAUGACGACCCGUGGGCACAUUUUGGAGUUAACAGAACCAACGAGACACGAUACUGUAGCAGGUUUUGCCAGUCCCUAAAGUCAGGGUAUCAAGUAGCACCAUUCCAUAGGAUAGGUUUACUGUACAUUCUUGUGUUCUGUGCUCUCAACAUCAUCAAGGAAAUUUUUCAAGUAAUUCAACAGAGAGCAAAAUAUUUCAUCGACUGGGUGAACUAUAUGGAGUGGAUUCUCUAUGUCACUGCUGGGAUAUUCGUCGGUCCGUACAUCUUCGAAAUUAACCUGCAUUAUCAGUGGGAAUGCGGAGCCAUCGCCAUUUUCCUAGCUUGGUUCAACCUACUAUUGCAUCUCCAAAGAUUUGACGUGUUUGGUAUCUACGUUGUCAUGUUCUUAGAAAUCACGAAGACGCUGAUACAAGUGUUUGUACUGUUUAUGAUUCUGAUCGUUGCCUUUGGACUGUGCUUCUACAUAUUGCUAUCUGAAGAAAACAACAGGUCUUUCGUGACACCAGAAAUAUCCCUUUUCCGCACCAUAAUAAUGAUGCUGGGAGAAAUCGACUCCAUCAAUUCCUUUGUCGAGCCUCUGACAGACGACUCUCCUAUCACCCAGCACUUUGGGGGUCUUACAGUGUUUUUUGUCAUCGUGUUUGUGUUACUGAUGCCCAUCCUCCUCAUGAAUCUACUGAUCGGUUUGGCCGUUGGAGACAUCGACACCGUGCAGAGGAACGCGUCCUUAAAGCGACUGGCCAUGCAGGUGGACCUGCACACGGAACUGGAGCUGAAACUGCCACAGAGAAUACUAGAGUGGGUGGACAAGAAGGAUUUGGAUAUUUACCCGAAUUCAAGACGGAAUAUGUUCAAAAGGUUUUGGAGCCGGGUUUCCGAUACAAGUUCUAACGCAGAGGGCUGCACGAGUGGCUCAUCCACUGCUGUUUGCGGCAGGUCCAUACAUGAAGAACUUCAGAAACAAAAAGCCAGGUUGAAAGACAUUUCAAGCAAUCUUGAUAAACAACACGAGCUCAUUCGCCUGAUCGUUCAGAAGAUGGAGAUUAAAUCCGAGGCAGACUACAGGGACGAGGGCGUGCCCACUAAUCGAGACCCGGCAUAUGCACUGCGAUCGAAUUUUCAGUGGCUGUCCUCAAAUAUGCGCGAAAAGGUCGCCCAGGCAACAGUGGUUUCAAAGUGGGUGCGAAGUAUGAGCAAGGAGGAAAAUGCUUUGGACAGAAGUAAAGAUGCUUCCUCCGAUCCAACUAAAGACGAGAGAGAAGAUAAAGAAAAGUAGUAAAAAAAAACAAAACAGAAAGACGCACACUUUUGUUCUUACCCAGUGGGUCAUUAAUCCUAUGAAGGCAAAAACUAUAUUAUUAUAUAUCUAUAUGUCAAAUGUUUAGAUACCGUCUUGCGUUAAUGUAAACAUCGGUCAUUUCUAACGUCUUGCACGCAUGAACUGUAAGCUAGAAAUAUAAAAUUGUACUUAAACCUCUUGCAGGACCUACAUAUCAUUAUGGGUGUUAUCCAGGUGUUGCUUAGUAAAAAUGCCAUAAUUAUAUCUAUUUUUUGAGGAAUAAACACGUGUCUAUUUAAUCAAUAUGUGAACAAAGGAUAAUAAAUUAAUAUAUUUGGUA
Lingula anatina is the source of this 4345-nucleotide messenger RNA. RefSeq names its product transient receptor potential cation channel subfamily A member 1. Gene Ontology annotation, molecular function: protein binding; monoatomic ion channel activity. Gene Ontology annotation, cellular component: transmembrane transporter complex; membrane. The record is from RefSeq and is a predicted model, not a curated record. Lineage: Eukaryota; Metazoa; Brachiopoda; Lingulata; Lingulida; Lingulidae. Gene Ontology annotation, biological process: monoatomic ion transmembrane transport.